AUGAAUAUCUAUCUAUCUAUCUAUCUAUCUAUCUAUCUAUCUAUCUAUCUAUCUAUCUAUCUCAGUCUGUUCAUAUUUAUCUAUCUAUCUAGCCAGAUGUUCCUACAAGGUGCUUGCAGCCAGAAUGCUGACAUUCUUAAACCGGCUGUACACCAGUUGAAACAGUGGGAAACUAGUCCUGGAUUUUAUACGAUUUUAUCAACCAUCUUCCAGAAUCAUGACAUUGAUUUUAAUGUUCGAUGGUUGGCUGUAUUAUAUUUUAAAAAUGGCAUUGAGCGUUACUGGCGAAGGAAUGCCCCAAAUGCCAUUGCUGAAGAAGAAAAAGAUGCGUUGAAGAAACGCCUUGUUGAUAGCUUUAAUGAACCGGUGCCUCAGGUGGCCACCCAACUGGCUGUGCUGAUUGGCAAGAUUGCUCGCAUGGACUGUCCGCGGUACUGGCCUGAGCUGAUCCCCACUUUGCUGCAGGUGGUACGCUGCAAUGAUCGAUUGCUGCAAGAACGAUCUCUCCUCGUACUGCAUCAUGUUAUCAAGUCGUUGGCUUCAAAACGUCUCAUGGCAGACCGCAAGCUCUUUGAAGAAGUAUCAGACAAUUUAUUCUCAUUUGUGUUGAACUUGUGGAAUACGCACAUGGAGACCUUUCUGCAGCUUGCCUCAAAGUACGAGGAAGGGAUGUUAGAAGCUAUUGAGAGGUGCAUUUUGAUUCUCAAAGUCUUAAGAAAAUUGGUUUGUUUUGGAUUUAGGGAUCAGCAGCUUCAUUCCGAUGCAAUUUUAUUCAUCAAUUUGGUUUUUACUCGGCUUGAGACCCUUCUUGAAUGCCGGCGUAGUCUGUGGGGAAAUCGACAAAUGGUGGAUAAGUGUGAGAAAUUAAUUUUGCUGAUGAGCAAAGUGCUGUUAGAUGUGUUGGAAGUCCAUCCAUUCUCUUUCAUUCAGUUCAUCCCAACUGCGCUACAGUUUGUGGCUCGUUAUAAUUUUACAGAAACUGGGAAAGGUCUUCUCUUUCCUCAUUUCAUUGUGAAUUGUUUGAAUCUUUUGAAAGGUAUCAUUCAUAGUGAUAGCUACAAAAUUGAUUCCCGGAAAGCUGACAAAGUAAAUCCUGCCACAGUUGAAGCGCACAAAUUAAAGAUGGAGUUUUUCACGCCUAGCACACUGACUGAAAUCUGUCAUCAUCUUAUUAACCGUUAUUUUCUGCUGUCUUCUGAUGAUCUUCAAGCAUGGGAAUCAGAUCCUGAAACAUUCUGUCAAGAUGAAGGUGGAGAUUCUUAUAAAUUCUCAUUAAAGCCAUGCACAGAAGUAUUAUUUUUGUCAUUGUUCAAAUGCUUCCAUAAUACACUGUCUCCUGUGCUGCUUGCAAUGGUCCGUAAUGUUCAAGGUCCCUGUGAUGUUGAAGAUAUGGCAGCGAUACUUCGCAAAGAUGCUGUUUAUAAUGCUGUUGGUUUGGCAUCUUUUGACCUUUUUGAUGAUAUAGACUUUGACCAAUGGUUCACAAGUCACUUGAUACCAGAAUUACAGAACAAACAUACAAAUUAUCGAAUUAUGCGUCGACGUGUGAUAUGGUUGGUCAGUCAGUGGAUUGGUGUUAAACUGUCUGUGACAUUGAGGCCAACCUUGUAUGAGGCCAUUCUUCCUUUAUUACAAGAUGAUGAAGAUCUGGUGGUACGGCUUGAAGCUGCCAACACUUUGAGGACUGCUGUUGAUGAUUUUGAAUUUAAUACUGAGCAGUUUUUACCGUAUCUGAGCCCCUCAUUUAGCCUUCUUUUCCAACUGCUGAGGGAAGUCAAGGAAUGUGAUACUAAGAUGCAUGUUCUUUAUGUGAUAUCAUUUGUGAUUGAACGUGUUGGUUGCCAGAUCCGUCCAUAUGCAGACCAGCUUAUACUAUACUUGCCACUUUUGUGGGAACAUGCUUCUGACCACAACAUGUUGCGUUGUGCUAUACUGACAACUCUUAUUCGGCUGGUCAAGGGUCUUGGCACAAAUUGCAACACAUUGUAUAAUUUCUUGAUUCCUGUGAUUCGCCUUAGCACUGAUGUUACACAGCAGUUCCAUGUUUAUUUGAAAGAAGAUGGUCUUGACCUUUGGCUUGAGACCCUUCACAAUUCACCAGUUCUCACACCUGACCUCCUUGAAUUGUUCACUGCUAUGCCAGCAUUAUUAGGUAUGUCCCAGAUGUCAGUGACUGGGAAGAGAAUGUUAGAGCUAGGGACUGAGAACCUUAAAGUUUGUCUCAAAAUUAUUGAGGCUUAUGUACUGCUGGGACCCAAAGAAUUCAUGCAGAGAUUUUCAAAUGAACUUGUUCUCUCACUGUCCAAUUUAAUCACAGACCUUAGGACAGAAGGCAUUCUUAUGAUUCUAAGGGUUGUUGAACUUGUCUUCCAAUCAUUCCCUCUGGAAGGGCCUCAAGUAUUCAAACCAUUGCUCUCUCAUAUUUUCAGAACAACAAUUGAGAAUUCAGAAUUUGUUACUGUGAUAGCUAUGCAGAUUUGUAUCCUGUGCCGUGUUUUAUUGCAAAAUAAUGAAUUCUUUUGGUCCUUUCUUGAACAAGUAUCAGCUGAAACUGAUAAAGAGAGUAUUCCUUUGCUGGGUCUUUUACUUGAUUUGUGGUUUGAAAAAAUAGAUUCUAUAACACAACCAGAACGCAGGAAGCUUGCUGCCUUGGCUAUAUCUUCUCUGCUCACAGUUAACCUCAGCCCUGUGACAUCAAGAUUUGGCAAUAUUAUAAAUCUGUGUGUGGAAGUACUGCAUGACAUCUGCCGAGCAGACUGUGAUACUGGCAGUCAGACAGAUUGCCUUGUGAUUGAGGAAGAUGAAGAAGUCUUAAACAGUGAUGAUGAUCUGGAUACAGAACACGAUAAAAGGAAGCAUAUGUUGACUCGGCAGGAUCCUGUGCAUGUAUAUUCCCUGAAGGAGUUUCUCCUUUCUCAAUUGAAACUGUGCCAACAGUUACAUGGAAACAUAAUGUUCAAUGAAUUGAUGAGUCAAGUGGACCCUGAGAUCCUUAAACAACUUCAAGAAUUUACCUCCUGA
Molecule: messenger RNA, 3021 nt
Organism: Acanthosepion pharaonis
Lineage: Eukaryota; Metazoa; Mollusca; Cephalopoda; Sepiida; Sepiidae
Source: the annotation of a GenBank genome assembly